Cryptococcus deneoformans JEC21 is the source of this 937-nucleotide messenger RNA. RefSeq lists its product as hypothetical. Gene Ontology annotation, molecular function: DNA-binding transcription factor activity; DNA binding. The record is from RefSeq and is a predicted model, not a curated record. Bases 167 to 865 code for a protein of 232 amino acids. Lineage: Eukaryota; Fungi; Basidiomycota; Tremellomycetes; Tremellales; Cryptococcaceae. Gene Ontology annotation, biological process: regulation of DNA-templated transcription. The transcript is spliced from 3 exons.
CGCUCCCCAGUAAGCCACCAGGCCAUGUGUGAUGGGUUGGGACGAUAAUAAUUAGCUGUUUAAGAAAUGCUAUACAUACAUUUGUCGGUAAACCUUUUCGUGUAUUCUGACAAUUCCCCUUCUUUCACAUCUGCUCCAACGAAUAGAACAACGAGAGGUCUAGAAGAUGAGUAGCACAAACCGAGAAGAAUUUCAGGAUUGCGUCCCAUCACAAGAGCAAAGCAUUACAGCCUCUACGACGUCAGCAAACAACCUAUUGUCGGAGGUAUCUCAGUUAUCUUUCAUCCCAACAUAUCCAAUCAAUACCCCUUCCACCCUUGUGGCCAGAGAUAUGUCCCAUUUCACGCUACGUUCUGUCCAAUCACUGUCAGCUGAUCUAUCUUCUCCAUAUCUGACCGCACCUGGUCAACCCGAGAGCUUCUUUUUAACAAGCCCGACUGGUUCACAAAUCGAUGAUUUAUAUUCCCCAACAGAGCCCAUGUAUGGGCCGGAUCUUUCAGUUGCAGAACAACUUGGAAUUACGCCCACUGAGGAGUCUUCUGGAAAACGUCCACCCGAGUACGAUGUGGAUAAAACAGAACGAGUUAGUCGAAGAAGAGCCCAAAAUCGCGCCGCCCAGCAAAAGUGCAGAAAUCGUCGAUUGGCUGAAUGGAACUCUCUCCUGUCCCAGAGAGAGACACUGAAAGCCCAAUUACAAGGACAACAGACCGUUAUUAGCUCGUUGGUCUCACAACGAGAUAAAGCCUGUUUUGAAAGGGAUGAAGCUCGGUCGAGGUGCGCAUGGCUAGAGAAGCUGUUGAGGGAAAGGGAGGUCCAAUCAGCCACAUGGCAAGAUUCUUGCAUUUUCCCAAAUGGUGAAUCUUAGGGUGACAAUGAGCCAUAAGAUAUAUCAUACGGGUUCCAACUUGACAUCGUGAUUCUUCAUAGUGAUGCAGCC